Alosa sapidissima (American shad) is the source of this 1992-nucleotide messenger RNA. RefSeq lists its product as uncharacterized. Bases 707 to 1465 code for a protein of 252 amino acids. NCBI's taxonomy places the organism in Eukaryota, Metazoa, Chordata, Actinopteri, Clupeiformes, Clupeidae. The transcript is spliced from 6 exons. The record is from RefSeq and is a predicted model, not a curated record.
CACCAGUUUCUUCAGGCAUAUCUUUGUAGUGGCUCAGUGUUUCCCUGUGCAGUGCAAACUGUAGGUGAAGCCAGUGCAUAUGAUGAGGAGCUUUAUUGUGGUCUUAAGAGAGAGAGGCUGUGAAGGCAGUUGGCUUUCCAAAAGGAACGAUGUCUGAGGUUUCAGCAGUGGUCUACAAAGGGACAAAGUACAGUAGAGGACUGCUUGUUGUCAUGGAUGAAAAUGAACAUGGCUUAGUUUUUGGAAAGAUUUCUGUGAUUUUGGUCAAUCAUUCCCAAGUGCAUUUUGUUGUUGACAUGCUUCAGUCGGUGCUUUUGAUUGAUGUUGGACUUGAUUGAUGUUGCUUGGGAGAGUCUGAAGGAAAAUUCCUUUGUCUUCAGGCUGACCGCUUGUGUGAUUACUACCCUUUGCCAUUAUAUGAAUUUUCAGGCCUGAAAGUUGUCUCCCUGCAUCAUGCAGUGUGCUUUCUUUAAACUAUUACAGACAUGGAUGCUGAUUACCUUCAACAUGAAGUUAACAGGAUACUACUAAGAAUGCUCAUUGAAUAUGAGAGAUGUUAUUGGUGUGAGAAAAAGAGAAGAUCUUCUCCUAGUUCAACCUGAUGAUCUUAUUCCUCUUCUCACACCAAUUCAGAACCGGAGACUUAUUAGAAAAUUCACAAAUGUCUUUGAAGAACCAGCUGAGCAACUGACUUCAUCUCCUUCAAAUGGUCACACAGAACAGACUGUUUCUCCGCCUGUACUUUCUCUGCCAGGAUGUUAACUUCAGAGUGAUAUUUCCCUCUUCCCUUCACCUUUACCACUGCCACCGUCACCACCACCACCACCGCUAUAUUCACAGAGGUACUGGCCCAGCAGUUUUGAAGUACCAUGGAGCAGAAUGCCAGCACGUCUGCUACAGGCCACAGAGAGAGGUAAACACAGCACACCCAGAAGACAGAAGAGCAAUGGAGAUUGACUCUGAGAAGCUGACCGAUGAGAAGAUCGCCAUUGCUACCAUUCUCCUCUUGAUGACCUCCUUCCAAGAGAGCGUAGACAACAUCUUCAUUCGAACAGAUCCAACCUCAACCAAGAUGUCUGAGGCGGACAUUACAUUGCCCACAACACCAAGGGUAGUCAUGCUUGGGAGAAGCUUGUUGACGUCUCACGAAUGGAUGGUCAGCAUUGAAAAAAAAAUAUGGUGUGAAGCCAGUCAGCUGCCAGACUUCACAAGUGCUUUGGCAUUGUUUUUUGCCUCGUUUUAUGUCUUCAAUUUGGAGUAUCAAGAGGCAGCCUCCACAACACUGGAGAUGGUACAAAGAUUCUUUGUUAGGAUCAACCCGGAUGAGGGUACUAAGUGUACAGCCAAACAAGGGACAAGCCGCAAAACGGGUGGUGUUGUCAAAAGAAGGGUGACAAGUGUGAACAACCGGGUGAUGACCUUCAUUCAAUGGCUCACUGAAUUUGAGUGGAUGACGUCAAACUAAGUAAGUACAUUUUUGUUGUUUGGAUUACAUAUGGGAGCAACAGUUUGCCUCCCACUACUCUAAAAUGACAAAAUGUGUGAAAUACAGAAAUUAAAUGAACACAAUAAGUUUGAUUUUAACCCUUUCAUGCACGCAUUAUGAAAAAAAUUGUCUAGAUUUGUUUUAAUAUUGAUUUUAUUACUCUAUAUGAGCCUAACAUUUAAAAGCAUUUUGAAUUAAAAUAUGAUUUUAUAUAGAAGUUAUUUUACUGUCCACGUAAAAUAACGUAUGUGUUAUGUAUGUGGAGAGUAAAAUAACUUCUAUUUUACUCUACUACCCCUCUACUACAUCCAUACUACCCACCCCUCUACUACCACCAUACUCUCUAUCGGCUGUGUACUAAUUCUCCUGCUUCCUCUGGCACAUCUGCACUAACUGGCCCACUAUCCUUGGCAUCACCACAUGUAGUUAGGUCAUUAUUUAUGAAUAUGUUUACCAAAUGUAUUUGAACAAUACAAAUAAAGAAAAACUUCCUAGUUAAAAAGUCA